This is a messenger RNA of Zygosaccharomyces rouxii, 1347 nucleotides long. RefSeq names its product Mdm10p (gene MDM10). The transcript has a single exon. Gene Ontology annotation, biological process: establishment of mitochondrion localization; protein insertion into mitochondrial outer membrane; phospholipid transport. The coding region runs from base 1 to 1347 and encodes 448 amino acids. Gene Ontology annotation, cellular component: SAM complex; ERMES complex. NCBI's taxonomy places the organism in Eukaryota, Fungi, Ascomycota, Saccharomycetes, Saccharomycetales, Saccharomycetaceae. The record is from RefSeq and is a predicted model, not a curated record.
AUGCUAGACUAUAUGGAUUACGUUCAGAGACAGUUUGAAAAGAGCACUGAUUGGAAUUACGAUAAUAGCUAUGCCAAUAUUUUGGCCAGUUCGAGGAAUAUACUGGAUUUCCCAGUCCCCAACCAGUUCAAGUUCCAACUAUCGAACAAUUCUACCCCUCAUACGUUUAAUACCAUGGAAGUCUUUAGUAGAAAGAUAUUCAACGGUUCGAUGACUUACCUAUAUACAGAUGCUGAGAACAUGGAUAAAUUGGUACACGAUUCUAAUUCUAUCAGUUUACAAGAUGUGACGGACACUUACAGAUACGUACAACCUUAUUACACGCAUAAGCCCAGUUCUAAUGGUGAUAAUCAUGUCAGAUCGCUUUACUAUGGGAAAAUGUCAUAUCCAAGUCCCAAUCUGGAAGCCAUGCUCAUCAAAAGGCUCAAUGAAAGUACGCAACUGACGUUACAAUGCGUUAGUAGCUUUAAUGGAUUUAACAUAUUGACAGGUUAUUGGCAACAUGAUACUGGUAGGAAUAGACAUGAAGUGAUAAUGUCCACCAAUGACCUCUUAUGUGGAUACAGGUAUCUACACAAUUUCUUGGGGACACCUUCCAAGUUGAAGACAUCAUUGUACAAUAAUUUUAGCCUUUCUUUAGGUGGCGAAGUAUGGUUAGGUAUAGUUACUUUGAGUCCUGGAUGUUCCACUACUCUAAGGUAUUGCACACAUUCACCCACCACUGGUAGACCACAGACUUUGACGCUAACGUGGAAUCCACUUUUUGGUCACAUUUCCUCCACUUAUACCGCAAAGACAAGUUCAUCAUCAACAUUUUCUACCAAAUACGAUUUUAACCUGUACUCAAUAGAAUCAAACCUUUCAUUUGGAUGUGAAUUUUGGCGCCGUGGGUACCAAGAAAGUUCACCUCAGUUACAAGAACAAAUUAAUGGGCAUGCGUCUGAACCUAAAGAUCGUAUAAUGUACUACCACAUGAUGGCACCCGAUAGUAGGAACUCAAUAUCACCAAGAGCCAAUUCGCCACAAGAACGACAAUUACUGGAAGAUUUAACCAUUGCAUUCUCUUCGUCUUUAAAGAAGAUCGACAAAGAAAAAUCCAUGAUAGAACAGUUUGAGAAUAGAAUUAAUCAAUCAAAUUUUACUAGCGUUUGGAAACUAAGUACCUCAUCAAAAGAUAAAAACCUACGACUGCUUUGGGAAGGUAAAUUUAAAGGGUUUCUUCUCUCAGCAGGUACAGAAUUCUGUAAGACUAAUCCACGAAACGAAAUUAAUGAAGUUCCAUCAACUGAAAAUAAGUUAACAUUUUAUCCCAACAAAUUUGGUAUCCAAUUACAAUAUUCUACUUAA